CUAGCGACGCGGCGGCGAGUUGGCUGUGCGGCGCGCUCCCCCUGUCCCGGGCGCCCAGUGCGCCCAUCCCUGGGCCCGCCGGAGCUCCUAGCGGAGCGCGCCAGCUGCGCGACCUGGGGGCGGUCUUGGUACGCUGCGCCCGUGGCGACCGGGCUCUAGUGGCCGCGUGCUAGAGGAGGCUGGAGCUGCGUUGGGAAGAUGGAAUUGGCGACCCGCUCGCAGAUCCCUAAAGAAGUGGCUGACAUCUUUAACGCCCCCAGUGAUGAUGAAGAGUUCGUUGGUUUCCGAGAUGACGUUCCCAUGGAAACCCUGUCGUCAGAGGAGAGCUGUGAUAGUUUUGACUCUCUUGAGAUGGGGAAACAGCAGGAUGUUCGUUUCCGUUCCAAAUACUUUACAGAAGAACUAAGAAGAAUUUUUAUAGAGGACACUGACUCAGAGAAUGAAGACUUCGAAGGAUUUACACAGAAUGAUCUGAACAUAAACAGUAACCCAGAAGUAAUGCUUGUGGAGUCAGAUUCAAGUGAUGACGGUGAAGCAUCAUUGGUGAGUGAGAAAGAAGAGGAAGAGGAAGAAAAGACUACACCUAGAAGAGGCAGGUCUAGGAGAAGCAGCAUUGGCCUACGAGUAGCCUUGCAGUUCCCAACCAAGAAAUUGGCAAAAACAUCAGAUAAAAAUAGUUCUUCUGAGCUGUUGUUUUCCAGCUCACAUUUACAGGAUAGUAAAAAAAAUCUGGGAAGAAACAAAAACUGUAAACAAGCGAAGGAAAUGGAAGAUUCUGCCUCCGAGUCUGAGGAUGAGAGCCAAGAGAGCUCAGAUGCUCUGCUGAAGAGGACCAUGAACAUCAGGGAGAACAAGGCCAUGCUUGCUCAGUUAUUGGCAGAAUUGAACUCAGUGCCAGAUUUCUUUCCAGUACGAACCCCAACCUCAGCUUCGAAGAAGAAAACAGUUCGUCGGGCCUUCUCAGAGGGACAGAUCACCCGACGCACAAACCCGACCCGGAGCGCACGGCCUCCAGAGAAGUUUGCUCUAGAAAACUUUACCAUCUCCGCCACCAAAUUUGCUGAAGAGUUUUAUAGUUUCAGAAGAAGAAAGACAACUAGUGGGGGGAAAUCCCAGGGGUAUAGACGACGUCACCGCAUAUCUUCUUUUCGACCAGUGGAGGAUAUUACUGAAGAGGACUUGGAAAAUGUUGCCAUAACUGUGCGAGAUAAAAUCUAUGAUAAAGUUUUGGGUAACACGUGCCAUCAGUGUCGGCAGAAGACCAUCGACACCAAGACGGUGUGUCGGAACCAGAGCUGCGGCGGAGUGCGAGGACAGUUCUGCGGGCCCUGCCUGCGGAAUCGCUACGGGGAGGACGUGAGAUCGGCAUUGCUGGACCCGGAUUGGAUGUGUCCUCCCUGCCGUGGGAUCUGUAAUUGCAGUUACUGUCGAAAGCGUGAUGGCCGCUGUGCUACGGGGAUCCUCAUUCAUCUGGCCAAGUUUUAUGGUUACAAUAAUGUUAAGGAAUAUCUAGAGAGCUUACAAAAGCAGCUGGUUGAAGACAAUUGAGAGAAAAAAGAACCAGCGAAGUAUUCCCCAACAAGAAAUGCAUACCAUUUGUGCCUAAGAUUUCUUACAGUUGUUUUUAUACAAAAUUUCUUGUAGAGUUUACUGUUUCUGAAUACUAUUUUUUUAAAAAAAAAGUUUAUAUGCUUAAAAAGAUUUCUCAGGAAAAUAGAAAAGCAGAGGAAUCUAUCUAUCUAUAUAUAUAUAUAUUCACACAAGCCCUGUGUGGUAUCUGCUGAUGAUUCAAAAGCACAAUUCAAAUGGGGCAGAGUUAAAGUUCAGGUAAAUUACAGAAAAGAUCCAUUGAAGCAGCCUUUGACCUUGUUUAACUUCGUGGUCACUCUAAGUCAUUUUUACAGGACUUGUUUCUCCUGUAGUCUGCCUCACCUUGAGUGAUCAUAGCUCAAAUGGUAAUAGUUUAUCCUCCUCUGGAUUGUUGGAAAUUUAUAUUGAAGAAUGUUCCCCUAAAUUACAAAGUGCAAUCAAUCAUGGAAUGCGAGAACUGAUCAUAAGUGGACUGUCAGGUUACAGACACUAGAGGCCUUACAGUGAGUGCCUGCUGCUUCAGGUUUUCAGAGAACCUAAGGGCUAUUUUUUUUUUUUUUUUUAAGAGAUUUUGGUGUUUAAUAAUAACUAAAUCCCCCUUCCUUCCAGUUGCAUUUUUCUGAGGUUACAUGUCUGUUUGGUGGAACCUUGGUAAAAAUGUGACAAACUGCUUUUUGCCUGUUGAGGAAUGGGGAUUCAGAGAGGUACUGGGGAAAGCUAAAAUCAGUGAUCGUAGAGACUAAACAGGUGUCUUUUUUUUUUUUUUUUUUUUGUACAAUUGCUUCUUUUUAAGGCUAGUAUUCUAAAAAUGAAUGCACAUGUAAGUUACUAAAAAGUUACAUAAGCUGGAAUGUAUUUUAUGCUUUUCAGUAGAAAAAAUUAACACACAUAGGGAAUAGUGACACAAUGAAGACUCCUAUGUUCUGGCCGAGGAAUGUUAAGUCCCAGUGCAAGGACCGUCUUAUGCUUCUAGCAACAGAGCCACGCCUGCCAACACCCAUUUGGCUGUCUUCUCUUUGCUCUUUAACCUGAAGGUCCAGACGUAGGUGGGGCCUCUUGUUUUGGUUUUAUACACAGGGCACGCAUAGGUGUGUUUGGUUUCUUGUCUGUCCACCAGUAUGGCUUUGGCAAAGAUGACAGGCAUCAGGGACUUCAACUCCUUGAGGCGAGCUUCAACAAUGGUUCCUGUCUGGGGGUCCCAUCGGGCACCUGUGGGAAAAAACACAACUGUUGCAGCAGUAUGGCAUGUUGCUAGUGAUUGUUGGAUGCAAUAAACAUUCUGGUUUUUGUCAUGUU
This is a messenger RNA of Sciurus carolinensis (gray squirrel), 2886 nucleotides long. RefSeq names its product cell division cycle associated 7 like (gene Cdca7l). The transcript is spliced from 10 exons. Gene Ontology annotation, biological process: regulation of DNA-templated transcription. Gene Ontology annotation, cellular component: nucleus. Lineage: Eukaryota; Metazoa; Chordata; Mammalia; Rodentia; Sciuridae. The record is from RefSeq and is a predicted model, not a curated record. The coding region runs from base 199 to 1548 and encodes 449 amino acids.